CGAAAAUAUGUCAUGCUGAAAAUUUCAAAGAAAGCUUUUCACUUGAUAAGGAGAAGGAGAGAUUUUUCGGUGGAAAAGGAGAGAUCUUUCGACUUUUACAAGGAACCAAGCGCAGAGCUCGUGAGGGGUACCGUUCAGUUGAUGAGCAAGAACAACGUGGGACCUUGCACUCGGGUCUAAAGAUGAAAGACUCAACUGCACAGAGGCAGAGAGAGAGAGAGCGUUAGGAGGCAUGUAGUUGUCUUCACGUAGAAGCCGAGUAUCUUUGGAGGUUGAGGAGGACCCGUUUUAGCUGAAAACUAUGCGAAAUCCGAAAUGGGACCCGACCGAGCCGUAGGAUGUAGGGAUGAUGAUGACCAUCAAACGAAGGAAAAGGACAAAACUUUAAAGAGAAGGGAGUUCUCGCUCACGAAUUUAAUGUCCAUUGACUAGAAAUGACUCGUUCCCAGUUGUUCCAUCCGAAGGAAUUCUGAGAACUUUCGUUGUUGUAUCGACCCCCCCCCCUUGGAAACGGGGGAGAUCCCAGAUUCAAGCUCUCCUCGAGGGGCUCUCCUUUUGACCGUCCUCCAAGCAAGCAUUCCACCAAGCACCGCCUACUCAUCGUCCUCGACCCGCUAAGCGUUGGCGAAAAGUCUCGGUCUUUUUCUGUCAGAUUUUGUGGCGCCUGCUUUGGAAGAGAGCCGGAGAGGGUGUGUGCGCGGAGAUGGCGGCUCUAGGGAACGGGAAUGCGAUCGGAGGAGGAGGGGAUGCGUGGAGGGCGCACGCGGCCCUGGUGAUGGUGCAGCUCGGCUAUGGAGGGUACCACGUGAUCACCAAAUUGGCCCUCAACGUCGGCGUCAAUCAGCUCGUCUUCUGCGUCUUCCGGGACCUCCUCGCUCUCUCGAUCCUCGCCCCCAUCGCCUAUGUCCGCGAGAAAAGGAUGCGGCUUCCGAUGACCAAACGCCUCCUCGUGUCUUUUUUCUUCUUGGGAUUAACUGGGAUUUUUGGCAACCAGUUGUUGUUUCUUAUUGGUCUUAGCUACACAAAUCCAACUUAUGCUGCUGCCAUUCAGCCUGCCAUUCCUGUCUUCACCUUCCUCUUCGCAGUAAUGAUGGGUACAGAAACAGUGAAUUUGCUUAGGAUUGAGGGUCAGGCAAAGGUUGGAGGCACUCUUCUCUGCGUUUGUGGUGCAGUAUUAAUGGUUGUGUUUCGUGGCCCUGCUUUGAUUGGAUACAAGGAAGCAGAUUUUGCUGCACACAGUGAAAUUAUGGCCAGAGGUCAACCGGAGCCUGCGGGAUGGUUCUUAUCCAGCUUCCUGGAGUUUGGGAUUGAAGAUUGGCACCUCGGGAUUCUAUGUUUGAUAGGAAAUUGCAUGUGCAUGGCUGCCUUUCUAGCUAUUCAGGCUCCACUUUUAGCCAAAUAUCCUGCAAGCCUCUCCGUAACGGCAUAUUCAUACUUCUUUGGUGCUGUAUUUAUGGUAACUGUAGCAUUCUUCAUGACAAGCGAGUCAACAGAAUGGAGCCUGACACAAUCGGAGCUUUUUGCCGUCAUCUAUGCUGGAGUAAUUGCAUCAGCCCUUAACUAUGGACUGUUGACAUGGUCAAAUAAGAUCCUUGGACCAUCUCUGGUUGCUUUGUACAAUCCACUUCAACCUGCUGCAUCUGCCUUUCUGUCUAGAAUAUUCCUUGGGAGUCCUAUUUAUUUGGGGAGCAUCUUAGGAGGAGCCCUUAUUAUUGGGGGACUUUAUGUGGUCACCUGGGCAUCCUACAGAGAAACACAGGCCGUGAUUGGGAUUCUUCCUCACGUCGCUCGAUCAUCAGAAUCGCCAGUUCACAAUGAUGGCCCUAUUAACAAGUUAUCUGACCAGAGAGGACUCAUUUUCUCAGGAUCUUCUACAUCAUUACGCAAAGCUUUGGAUUGAUCUCAGACGUCAGGGACGUCGUUGUCAGCAACAGCCUUACAGAUUUUCUAGAUGAAGUACGUAUACGAAGUCCCGGGACAUUUUAGUUGAACUUUGGAAAAGGCUCCCCUUGAACCUGUUGAUCCUGCUAGUGGUGCCCUGCCUACUACCUGUUGCUCUAUAUGAACAUGUUUGGUGGAAGGAAUUGGAGGCUGAAUAGAAUGCAGAGCUGGAGUGCCCGUCGCAAUUUCUGCGUUGGGGAAGGGGGGGAACUUUUGGAGGAGGCUAUCAUUAGGUUACAUAUGUUAUGCCGAGAAACUAGUUGUUGGAAAACAUGUUUCUUAUCCGUUUGGCAUUGUUGAAGAAGACGAGAGAAAUAAAAAUCGUGCUUAAAUUCUAGAAAA
Messenger RNA from Syzygium oleosum, 2283 nucleotides. Its product is annotated as WAT1-related protein At4g19185-like. The transcript is spliced from 8 exons. Gene Ontology annotation, molecular function: transmembrane transporter activity. Gene Ontology annotation, cellular component: plasma membrane. NCBI's taxonomy places the organism in Eukaryota, Viridiplantae, Streptophyta, Magnoliopsida, Myrtales, Myrtaceae. The record is from RefSeq and is a predicted model, not a curated record. The coding region runs from base 704 to 1900 and encodes 398 amino acids.